Messenger RNA from Saimiri boliviensis boliviensis (Bolivian squirrel monkey), 1617 nucleotides. It is a transcript of the gene ALPI, whose product is annotated as alkaline phosphatase, intestinal. The record is from RefSeq and is a predicted model, not a curated record. Gene Ontology annotation, molecular function: alkaline phosphatase activity. Lineage: Eukaryota; Metazoa; Chordata; Mammalia; Primates; Cebidae. Gene Ontology annotation, biological process: dephosphorylation. Gene Ontology annotation, cellular component: plasma membrane.
AUGCAGGGGCUGUGGGUGCUGCUGCUGCUGGGCCUGAGGCUACAGCUCUCCCUGGGCGUCAUCCCAGCUGAGGAGGAGAACCCAGUCUUCUGGAACCGCCAGGCAGCUGAGGCCCUGGAUGCCGCCAAGAAGCUUCAGCCCAUCCAGAGGGUCGCCAAGAACCUCAUCCUCUUCCUAGGCGACGGGAUGGGAGUGCCCACAGUGACAGCCACCAGGAUCCUAAAGGGGCAGAAGGAGGGCAAACUGGGGCCUGAGACGCCCCUGGCCAUGGAUCGCUUCCCAUACGUGGCUCUGUCCAAGACGUACAAUGUGGACAGACAGGUGCCAGACAGCGCAGGCACAGCCACGGCCUACCUGUGCGGGGUCAAGGCCAAUUACCAGACCAUCGGCUUGAGCGCAGCCGCCCGCUUUAACCAGUGCAACACGACCCGCGGCAACGAGGUCGUCUCCGUGAUGAACCGGGCCAAGAAGGCAGGGAAGUCAGUGGGAGUGGUGACCACCACACGGGUGCAGCACGCCUCCCCAGCCGGUACCUACGCACACACGGUGAACCGCAACUGGUACUCAGAUGCUGACAUGCCUGCCUCGGCCCGCCAGGAGGGCUGCCAGGACAUGGCCACGCAGCUCAUCUCCAACAUGGACAUUGACGUGAUCCUGGGUGGAGGCCGAAAGUACAUGUUUCCCACGGGGACCCCAGACCCUGAGUACCCAAGUGAUGCCAGCCAAAACGGAAUCAGGCUGGACGGGAAGAACCUUGUGCAGGAAUGGCUGGGGAAGCACCAGGGUGCCCGGUAUGUGUGGAACCGCACUGAGCUCAUGCAGGCUUCCCUGGACUCCUCUGUGACCCACCUCAUGGGUCUCUUCGAGCCUGGAGACACGAAAUAUGAGAUUCACCGAGACCCCGAACAAGACCCCUCCUUGAUGGAGAUGACAGAGGCUGCCCUACGCCUGCUGAGCAGGAACCCCCUUGGCUUCUACCUCUUCGUGGAGGGCGGCCGCAUCGACCAUGGUCAUCAUGAGGGCAUAGCUCAUCAUGCGCUGACGGAGGCGGUCAUGUUCGACGACACCAUUGAGAAGGCGGGCCAGCUCACCAACGAGGAGGAGACGCUGACCCUCGUCACCGCUGACCACUCCCAUGUCUUCUCCUUUGGUGGAUACACCUUGCGAGGGAGCUCCAUCUUCGGGCUGGCCCCCAGCAAGGCUCAGGACAGCAAAGCCUACACAUCCAUCCUGUAUGGCAAUGGCCCAGGCUAUGCGUUCAACUCAGGCGCGCGACCAGACGUGAAUGAGAGCGAGAGCGGGAGCCCCGAUUACAAGCAGCAGGCGGCGGUGCCCCUGUCGUCCGAGACCCACGGAGGCGAAGACGUGGCGGUGUUCGCGCGCGGCCCGCAGGCGCACCUGGUGCACGGUGUGCAGGAGCAGACCUUCGUAGCCCACGUUAUGGCCUUCGCCGCCUGCCUGGAGCCCUACACGGCCUGCGACCUGGCACCCGCCACCGGCACCACCAGUGUCGCGCCUCUCGCCCGUACCACCAACGCCGCCCACCUGGCUCCCCAGUCGCUUCCUCUGCUGGCCGGGACCCUGCUGCUGCUGCUGGGGGCGGCCGCUGCUCCCUGA